ACCUUGAGACAAGAGGAUGCUCCUCUCUCAAACCCACUGCCGUCUCAGUGGUGGAAAUGCUGGAGUUGGGGAGGGUCGACUUUGAGGUGACAUUGACGCUAUGUAGAUGAGAGUGAGGAUCCUGCGCUGCAUGUUACGUCCCUGCGCGCUUCAACUCAGACGGCGGCAGCUCCUUUCCCCGUCUUCUCUCCCCUCCUCUCUUUCAGCACCACUCCUUUAAGGACAGCACCUCGCUCUCAAAGACGCAUUUGUCCACCAACCUUCCCCCUUCAGGAUCAUAUAUUUGCUCGUUGGCUCUUGGAUGCAAAGUUUUGAUCUCAGUUUUAUUUAGCUCAACUGCGAGGAACUAACUUUUCUGAUAAAAUAAGGAUUUUUUUUUUUCCCAUUGGGGAUAUAAUCUGGCAAAGUGCAGAUUUCACUGGCGUCUGGGCUGCUGCUGAGGUGCCUCUGCUCCUGCUCAUAAUUGCUCACACUACCCGAUCAUUCGCCCUUCCUCGGCUGUUCUCUGGGAAUUGGGAGUACUGGACGGAUACGCUACAGUCUGUCUGGACCGGUGCUGAAACCCCCUCCUCUCCACUGGUCAGGACUGUCCGACACACUCCGUGACCAUGGCUACCAACGGGACCAAAGCCUCGGACGGGCACGUCUUAACGGAGACGGUCAAUGACGCGCCCACCACCACACCAAACGACAAACCCAAAACCUUGGUGGUGAAAGUGCAAAAGACGAAAAAGGACAUACCCGAAAGAGAAACGUGGGGUGGAAAAUUUGACUUUCUUCUUUCUUGUGUCGGAUACGCAAUCGGACUCGGGAAUGUCUGGCGAUUUCCUUACCUAUGUGGAAAAAACGGCGGAGGGGCCUUCUUGAUUCCAUACUUUUUGACCCUCAUAUUUGCCGGCAUGCCCUUGUUCUUUCUGGAGACGGCCCUGGGUCAGUAUACUUCCAUUGGAGGUCUUGGAGUGUGGAAGCUGGCCCCAAUGUUCAAAGGUGUGGGUCUGGCUGCUGCAGUUCUGUCCUUUUGGCUCAAUAUCUAUUACAUUGUUAUUAUUUCCUGGGCUCUUUACUAUCUGUACAACUCCUUCACUGCAGAUCUGCCAUGGCAGACUUGUGGCAAUCCCUGGAACACAGAACGCUGCUUCAACAACUAUAGCAUUCCUGACACCACAAACUACACCAGCGCCGUGGUGGAGUUCUGGGAACGUAACAUGCACCAGCUGACCGAUGGUCUGGAGAAACCUGGGGAGAUCAGGGUCCCACUGGCCAUCACACUCGCCAUUGCAUGGGUGCUCGUCUAUUUCUGUAUCUGGAAGGGGGUCAGCUGGACAGGCAAAGUGGUGUACUUCUCCGCCACGUAUCCCUACUUCAUGCUGUUCAUCCUGUUCUGCCGUGGCCUCACUUUACCUGGCGCUUUUGAUGGGAUCCUCUUCUACAUCACACCAGACUUCGACAAACUCAAGGAGUCUGAGGUGUGGCUCGAUGCUGCCACUCAGAUCUUCUUCUCCUACGGGUUGGGAUUAGGCUCUCUGAUUGCUCUCGGCAGCUACAAUCCCUUCAAUAACAACGUGUACAGAGAUUCUGUCAUUGUCUGCUGCAUCAACUCCUUCACCAGUAUGUUCGCCGGCUUUGUCAUCUUCUCCAUCGUGGGAUUCAUGGCCAACAUAACAAAGAGGCCCAUCGCUGAUGUGGCAGCCUCAGGGCCGGGCUUGGCUUUCCUGGCGUAUCCUGAGGCCGUCACCCAGCUGCCCAUCUCUCCACUCUGGGCAAUUCUCUUCUUCUCCAUGUUGCUGAUGUUGGGAAUCGACAGCCAGUUCUGCACGGUGGAAGGCUUCAUCACCGCCCUGGUGGAUGAAUUCCCUCAUGUCCUCCGAAAGCGCCGAGAGCUCUUCAUCGCAGCCGUCUGCCUGGUUUCUUACAUUAUCGGCCUGUCCAACAUCACACAGGGCGGCCUGUAUGUGUUCAAGCUAUUUGACUACUACUCUGCCAGCGGGAUGUCCCUGCUUUUCCUGGUCUUCUUUGAGUGCAUUUCAAUUUCAUGGUUCUACGGUGUAAACAAGUUUUAUGACAACAUUGAGGAGAUGGUGGGCUACAGGCCCUGCCUGUGGUGGAAGGCCUGCUGGGUUGUUUUCACUCCGCUCAUUGUGGCUGGAGUCUUCAUCUUCAGUGCCGUCCAGAUGGUUCCCCUCACCAUGGGCGACUACGUGUUCCCGUCCUGGGGUCAGGGGGUCGGCUGGUGCAUGGCGCUCUCCUCCAUGAUCCUCAUCCCUGGCUACAUGGGCUACAUGUUCCUCACACUCAAAGGCACAUACAAAGAGCGUCUGCGGAUGAUGAUCAAGCCCUUGGUGCUGGUGAAGGCUCAGGAAAACGGCCCGGACCAGCAGACAGACAACCAGAAUCAAAACCCCGCCAACGAGGAGGCCUACAUCUAAACGGCUCGGCUCGGCGCGUCUCCUCCGUCUCGCCACGACGGCGCUCCACUACAGAAGAAACGUAAUCAAGGUUGGGAACGACCACUAGACUUCUACGUCUGCUUUUAUUCACCUACCUCCUGGGGACACGUGAAACCAACCUGAUUACACAGUUAUUUUUAGGGGUUUUUCUGUUUGUUUAUUUGUAUAAUACAGAGUUAUAAAACUUAUGAAGAAAAAUAAAUCACCCAGCAAAGUUGUUGUGAUAUUAUGAAUUUCAUUAUGCAAAAAAGUUAGUCUUUUUAGAAAAGGAGAUGUGACUUAGGAAAUUACUGUAUAUUGAAUAUAUAUAAUUUAAAUCUGGAGGCCCACUUUGAUUCAAUAGUAUUGUGCUUUGAUGAUAUUAAUCUACUAAACUCUGAUUACUGUACAAAGAAAAAUAUUGGUAAAAUGCAUUUUGCUUUUACACAAAAUGACUACAUUACAAUGAGAGCUGGUGGAUAAAAUGCAAUUCGAAAGCUUGUAAAUUUAAUGAUGACGAAUUUAAGGCAAAGACAAUGUGGGAAUGUGCAACAGGUAAGGCCAAAUCUGCUUGUAUGUGUAAAGUAUAAUUUAGCCAGACUAUCACUCCCUUGCAGAAAGCUGCACUCUGCCUGAAAUGUUUACCGCCCACGUCUGGGGAUCCGUUUGAAAAGCACAAGUACAGUCUGGAAUUUCUCAAGUGUCCAACUUCUGUUUGGCAUGAUUGAAACCUGUGACAACAGCAAAAAUAACCUACAUAGGAUACAUAGCAAGAGACUGUUAUAAUUGUUUCUUUGUUUUCUAAAGAACAAUAACUUUGUAUGUUGUCUGAAUCUUUUUUGUAGAAUCAUUUUUAGCUUAUUUUCUAUGUGUGAGACUGAGAAGGACCAAAAUCGAGCUCUGGUUUAAAAAACA
Salarias fasciatus (jewelled blenny) is the source of this 3341-nucleotide messenger RNA. RefSeq names its product solute carrier family 6 member 1b (gene slc6a1b). Gene Ontology annotation, molecular function: gamma-aminobutyric acid:sodium:chloride symporter activity. Gene Ontology annotation, cellular component: axon; cell surface; plasma membrane. Lineage: Eukaryota; Metazoa; Chordata; Actinopteri; Blenniiformes; Blenniidae. The record is from RefSeq and is a predicted model, not a curated record. Gene Ontology annotation, biological process: amino acid transport; neurotransmitter transport; nitrogen compound transport. The transcript has 15 exons. The coding region runs from base 609 to 2426 and encodes 605 amino acids.